Messenger RNA from Striga hermonthica, 2064 nucleotides. Lineage: Eukaryota; Viridiplantae; Streptophyta; Magnoliopsida; Lamiales; Orobanchaceae. The record is from the annotation of a GenBank genome assembly.
AUGUUGAAAAGAGAAGCUCUUUCUCCAUAUACUGUUCUUCUGGACGUUGCUUCUACGCCCGAGCUGCCCUCAACGGUGAAUUUACAUGCUCAUAAACGUCACCUACUUCGUGAUCGUGUUCCUGCUCAUUCUCCUAAUAAUUAUGGUCGCUUUGUGAUUUCUACUCCCCCUUCAAGCUCUCGUAUUUCCAAAUCUUUCAUGAAAAGGAGUGAUUUAGUUCCAGCUAGUGCCAGCCUUCCAUCACCUUCACAUCUUUCAGAGACUGCACCAGUCCAAUCCAAGCCUCAUACUAUACCUGCUGGUUUAGCUCAGCCGCCACUGUCCUCGGGCAUCUCUAAUUGUUGUGCACCAAACAUGGUGCUCAAACGUGGGAGCCAUGGCUGUCACUGUGCAUAUCCAAUAAGGCUUGAAAUUCUGCUUCUGAAUGUCUCUUCUAAUCCGAACUGGAAUCAUUUUCUGGACCAAUUUGCUUCCAAGUUGCAUUUGCAAGUGUCGCAGAUUGAACUCAUUAACUUUUAUAUGGUCAAUAUAUCUGGACUUAAUAUAUCAAUGGACAUUACUCCACAUACGGGUAUAAGUUUUUCCUCCAGUGAAGUUGCCAUGAUAAACUCUUCCCUGUCGAUGCGCAAGGUCUAUCUGGAUCCUGCUUUAGUGGGUGACUACAAGCUUCUCAACAUAACCUGGUUUAGACCACCAGCACUGCCUCAAGCUCCAUCAUCUGCUAAAUCUCCAGCAGAAAAACCGCCAAGUUUUCCAUCUACAUCUGGAGCAUUUGUAACUUCAAAAAAAGUCCGGCGGCCAAGUAUAGUUGUUGUCAUUGGACUUGGAGCCUUGAUCCUGCUAGUUGUUGUCAUGUCUGUGGUUAUAAUUUGUUUCUGUGUAUGUCGUCAAGGGAAGCAUUCUGAACCUUUCAAAGAAACUGCCAAACAGAGGAGUGUGGAGGCAAUUCCAGCAGUAGGGUCGCUUCGCCAUCCAUCCAGUACAAGAUUCCUCACAUAUGACGAACUAAAAGAGGCUACAAAUAAUUUUGAGUCGACUAGUGUUCUUGGAGAGGGUGGCUUUGGGAGAGUAUUCAAGGGUGUCCUAAGUGAUGGAACUGCUGUUGCUAUAAAAAGGCUUAGCAGUGGAGGACAACAAGGGGAUAAAGAAUUUUUGGUUGAGGUUGAGAUGCUAAGUAGGCUGCAUCACCGGAACCUGGUGAAACUUGUUGGAUACUUCAGUAAUCGUGACUCCUCACAGAACCUACUCUGUUACGAGCUUGUUCCAAAUGGAAGUUUGGAAUCCUGGCUCCAUGGGCCCUUGGGACUAAACUGCCCGCUUGACUGGGACACCAGAAUGAAAAUUGCUCUUGAUGCUGCACGUGGGCUCGCAUACUUGCAUGAGGACUCUCAACCUUGUGUCAUUCAUAGGGAUUUUAAGGCAUCAAAUAUAUUGCUCGAGAACAACUUUCAUGCUAAAGUUUCCGAUUUCGGCCUUGCUAAGCAGGCCCCUGAAGGCAGGACAAAUUAUCUCUCCACCCGUGUUAUGGGGACUUUCGGAUAUGUUGCCCCUGAGUAUGCCAUGACUGGGCACCUGUUGGUGAAGAGUGAUGUUUACAGUUACGGAGUGGUUCUUCUCGAGUUGUUGACAGGAAGAAAGCCAGUAGACAUGUCACAACCAUCAGGCCAAGAGAACCUUGUUACAUGGGCUAGGCCAAUACUACGAGAAAAGGACCGAUUGGAAGAACUAGCUGACCCAAGGCUGGACGGGAAGUAUCCAAAGGAAGACUUUUUUCGCGUUUGCACGAUUGCAGCCGCAUGUGUAGCCCCAGAUGCCAACCAGCGGCCUACUAUGGGAGAAGUUGUUCAGUCGCUCAAAAUGGUGCAACGCAUCACAGAGUAUCAAGAUCCCAACGUACCUUCCAACUCUGCACCCAACAACCUUAGGCAGUCAUCCACGACCUUCGAGUCCGACAGAACAUCGUCAAUUUUUUCUUCUGGUCCAUACUCGGGUUUUAGCGCGUUAGAUAAUGAAAACAUUUCUAGGACGGUUGUAUUUUCGGAGGAUCUUCAUGAGGGAAGAUGA